UGGUGCUCUGAGUGCCGAGUGGACAGUCCAGCAGGAGGCGGGCUGAGCGGAGGGACACGGAGGAGGCGAGGUUGCACCUGCCAUCCUCAGAGCCUGUGCUGCAGGGGGGGGCGGGGGGCAGGCAUCGGCCCGCGGGGCUGUGGGUGCGGUGGGUAUUUUGUUUCUGAGAUGAUCGGGCCUUUCUGUAUCGACACAUCAAAUCGCCCGGAAGUAUGCAGAGUUUUUGUCUAGCGGAGCUGGGUGAGUGAGCGCGUGGCCUCACCAUUCAGAUGCCAGGGUCCUGUUUCAGAGCGCCUGGGUUCCAGUGCCCUGCGGGGCAGCAGGUGAUAGCCCUAGCGGCUGGGUCACUGUUGCCCCUGUGGGGGACCUGGACUGAGUUCCCAACUCCCAGCUCCAUCCGGGAAGCUGCUGCUGGCAUCUGGGGCCUGAACCAGUGAAUGGGUGCUGUCUACAUCCCUCUGCCUCUCAGAGAGAAAGAAAUGAUUGCAAGGUGGUUUCAAGUGGGGCCUUUAUAAGAAAGGAAGUAGGGGCUGGCGCUGUGGUGUAGUGAGUAAAGCCACACCCUGCAGGGCCGGCAUCCCAUAUGGACACCGGUUCGAAUCCCAUCUGCUCCACUUCCUAUCCAGCUCUCUGCUAUAGCUUGGGAAAGCAGUAGAAAAUGGCCCAAGGUCCUCCACCUGCCUGGGAGAUCCAGAAGAAGCUCCUGGCUCCUGGCUUCGGAUCAGCACAGCUCCAGCUGUUGCAGCCAAUUGGGGAGUGAACCAUCGGAUAAAUCAUUAAUGAUUAAUAAAUCAUUAAUAAUAAUAAAUGAUUAAUAAAUCAUUAAAAAAAAAAAAAGGAAAUAAUUGGAGUCACAGCAGAGAGUCGGUGUCCAGGGUCUUAGUAAGACGCUCACGGUCUUUGCCUCCCAAGACGGUUAGGGAGGAGCCAGCAGGGCUUCCCAGGCUGGGGGGAAGGGGCCAUCCCAGGGCCGGGUCCUUCCUGGUCUCCAGAGCGUGGGUGCAGAAGUGCGUCUGGGGACGGAGCGGGGAAGGUGGUGCAUUUGUAGGGAUGGGGGGAGGCUGGCUCCUGGCCCCAGCGCCCUCUGGCUGCUUCUAUGUUGACCACUCAGUUUCUGGAAUGCGCCUGGGGAGCAGUCUGCACACUUCCUGCCUGAGGUCGGGUUUGUGGUGUGAACUGUGCAUCCGGUCCGUGGAUGCCUUGGAAGUGAAGAGCACGCGUAGAAAUCCUAGAGGAGGCUGGAACACGUCGGCGGGAUGGAAGAGAGGGAGGGCUGUGGGAGCUGCUGGGUGUGGUGCGCCAAGGCUGUGACCUUGCCCUGGGAAAGGCUUCAUGCCGCCCGGGUGAGAACCAGGCAGAGUCGCUCACCCAGGCCUGCACAGGGGCCCUCGGCUUCGCGUCCGGGGUGUAGCGUGGUCACGCUCUGUGGGUUUGCUUCUUUUCCUUAGAUCUGCUUAUUCACCCCUUAGCUUCGUCUGAAGAGUGAAACGGUGAGAAGCUGACUCGUGUACAAAACGUCCCUGGACUGUCCUUGGGCCAGGAGAAGGCUGCCAAGUGAACAGUUUGGCCCUGAAACUUGUGAAUCUUAGCGAGAUGCGACCAAGUCACCAGAGGACUUAGGAAUGUCAGGAGUCACCCAGCUCUGCAAGACUUGUAAAUGCUCUUCCUAGAAGUUAAUGAAUAUUCUUUCCUAUCUGGGGCUGGCGCCGUGGCUCACCUGGUUAAUCCUCCGCCUGCGGCACCGGCAUCCCACAUGGGCGCCGGUUCUGGUCCCGGUUUCUCCUCUUCCAGUCCAGCUCUCUGCUGUGGUCUGGGAGGGCAGUGCAGGAUGGCCCAAGUCCUUGGGCCCCUGCACCCGCAUGGGGACCUGGAGGAAGCUCCUGGCUCCUGGCUUCGGAUCAGUGCAGCUCCGGCCGUUGCGGCCAUCUGGGGAGUGCACCAAUGGAAGGAAGACCUUUCUCUCUCUCUCUCUCUCACAGUCUAUAACUCUAGCUGUCAAAUAAUCAAAACAAAACAAAACAAAAAUUCUUUCCUAUCUGCUUAGCCAGUCUUUACCCAGUGGGAAAUUGAAGAUGCUGUCUGAUAACUAUGAUUAGUUAUGAAGGUCUGCAUAAUUAGGAUGCACAGUGAGGUCAGAGCAGUGAACCUCAAGUUCCCCAGACAGGUGCACCAGCCCGCGCUGUCUCCACGAGGACAGGAUCUGCUCCUAGGCUCCCGGACAUGUGGCUGCUGUCAGACUUGUGUUGGGUGUUGUCUGUCACAGCUUGAAGCCGGGUAUCCGGUUAGAAACAGAUGAAGGUAGUUUAGAAGAUUAAACAUUGUUAUGAUUUCAGGUUUUUAUGUUUCAUGGACUGGUGGUUACAUAAAUGUUACACUUCAUUUAUGCUCUAUGUUUUGGAGCUAUUUCAGGACAAAAGGCAACUUUUAAAAAAAUAUUUAUUUGAAAGAGAGAGUGACAGAUUUCCAUCCACUGGUUCAUUCUCCAAAUGGCUUCACCAGCUGGAGUCAGCUACCUGCUAAUGGGUACCCAGGGAGACAGUAGUGAUGGGUCCCUACCACCCACGUGGGAGACUAGAUUGAUUGCAAGCAUUUGGGGAGCGCAUGCACAUGUUUUCUCUGUCUCCCAAACAAAAGCAAAAUGUAGCAGAAACAGGAAUGAGGUGGAUUGGCAGAGUUUUGUUGAAGUGAAUUUAGGUCAGAGGUGAGAGCUCCCGCAUUCACUGAUAGGAGAAAGUAUGUGUUGGGUUGCACAGAGGCGGCUUUGUUUUCAUAGAAGUGCAAAUCUUAGGCCCCGGAGAACCCUGUGGGCUGAGGGAGAGCAGAGGCUGGGGAGGGGAGGAACGGGCCUAGGGUCCCGGCACUUGCAGGCACGCCUCGUGUCCUGAGAGCCGCGUCACCUCUGGUCUGAUGGGCAUCGUGCAACCGCGAGCCGAGCACAGCUGCGCCGGCUCAGCCUGGCCUGAGUCGAAGCCGGCGGCUGCUCCCUGGGUGCGUGCACCUGCUUCCAGGAUCCUUUAACCCCUCUGCCAGAGCUCUGGCCUGACUCCCUCCCUUCCCCACCUCCCGGACUCCCCCUAGCAGCACAGCGACACCUCUUAACUCCAGAGCGCCUGCCCUGAGCGCCCCAGACAGAACGGAAGCCUGUGUUCACUCGAGGAUGGGACCGUCUUCAACUUGGCUUUCUUUGUGAGAACAGUAGAGAAUCCCCCUCCUCCCUUCUCCUUGGACUGGUCACAGGAAGUGACAGCUUAUUGAAGUUCAGCCCAGCAGCCUGGGGCAGUAGCCAGGAGCCUGGGCCUGGCUCAGACAUCCUGGGUUUGUGUGCCGGCUCCUCCCCCGGGUGCUGCUGACCUCACACCAGCCAGUGCCCCCUUUCUCCACCUGCCUGGGCUUGAGUCGGCUUCCACCUGCACCGCGUCACUCCUCACCACCUGGAGGUCCGUCUGUGCUCAUCAGCAGAGGGUUGUGAUGGGGCUUCGUGUCCGAAGGUAGGUGCCAAGGUUUCGUCUCAGUGGUCCCGCCGCCCUAGGUGAUGGGAGGGCCUUCAGCCCGAGAAUUAUUUUCCUAAGCAGGUAGUCUGACUUACUGCUACAGAGUGUUACGACCCGUGUUUCCUCCUAGAGUGGGAAGUCUGUUCUGAACUGAUUUGUUGGGCUUUGUGUGAGUUAACGCUCACCAGAGCUUGGUCUCACCUUGAGCUACUUGUGGCUUCUCAGCGGCGAGGAUGGUGACACCGAGUUCUCCUAUCCAGCCGUUGUCGCAGGGUCCAUCUCGCCACACGGGGAGGUGGACGCGUGCCCUGGCUCGCAGGAAAUUUGCUGCUGAGAUGUGGGAAGCCCCUGGCUGCCACCGCUGUGUCCUCUGCCAGUCCUGACAAGGGCAGGCUUUGACCGUCAGUAUCCAGUGCUGAACCAGGCUGAGCCCUAGAGCCUGGGGCCCCUCCCUGCCUGGGGCUGAGCCUUCCGCCCAGGGUCGGGUCCCUCCCCUCCUGCCCUGAAGCUGGAGUCUGACACGGGAGAAGCCCAGUGCUUUCCCGGCAUCUUGAUGUGUGGAUUGGAACCCUGGCAACUGGCAGCUUCCUGUGAUUCUGACCUUUCAAUUGUGUUUGUCUCUUGUCCAUCAUUUUUUAGUAAAGUCUCCUUAGAAUGAUUCUGGGGAGGGAAGGGGCUGGUGGUGUGGUGCAGUGGGUUAAGUCAGCGCUUGCAAUGCCAGCGUCCCAUGUCGGAGUGCCACUUCCAGUUCCAGCUGCUCCACUUCCGAUCCAGCUCCCUGCUAAUGCAGAAGAUGGCCUUGAACCCCUGCCACCCAUGGGGGAGACCCGGAUGGAGUUUCUGGUUCGUGGCUUUGCCCGGCCCAGCCCUGGCCAUUGUAGCCAUUUGGGGUGUUAGUGAACCAGUGGAUGGAAACUCUCUCUGCCUUUGAGACAGGAGAUGGUCCUGUAUCGUUUGGGUGAGCAUGAUGCAAUCACCAGUGUGGGCACUGGUGCUGUAGUUAAGGCAGGGCUAGGACAUCCUCAUCGUAUCCCAGAGUGCCUGGGUUCAAGUCCCGUCUCUGCUUCCGAUCCCAGCUUUGUGCAGAUGGACCCUGCGGGGCAGCAGGAGAUGGCUCAAAGUUGGGUCCCUGUCAUCCACUUGUGAAACCCAGAUGAAGCUCCUGGCUUUCACCUGCCCAGCCCUGGCUGUUGCAGGCAUUUGGGGAGGGAACCAGUGGAUGGACCUCUCUCUGUCUCUCUUUCAAGGAAUAAAAAUAAAUUAAAACAAAACAGGGAGGCAGUAGGAGCAGAGUCAGAGGAGGUGGAGGAAGAGGCCACACGCCGAGGACAGCAGGUAGCCCCUGGGAGCAGGAAGAGACCAGGAAACCAUUCUCCCUGGAAGUUAUAAGAAUGCAGGCCAUGGGGCCAGCGCUGUGGCACAGCAGGGUAACGCCCUGGCCUGCAGUGUUGGCAUCCCAUAUGGGCGCCGAUUCUAGUCCCAGCUGCUCCUCUUCUGAUCCGGCUCUCUGCUGUGGCCUGGGAUAGCAGUGGAGGAUGGAUGGUCCAGGUCCUUGGGCCCUGUGCCUGCGUGGGAGACCUGGAGGAGACUCCUGGCUCCUGGCUCCUGGCUCCUGGUUUCAGAUCGGCGCAGCUCCAGCCGUUGUGGCCAUUUGCGGAAUGAAUCAGUGGAUGGGAGACCUCUCUCUCUCUCUGUCUCCCUCUCACUGUCUGUAACUCUACCUGUCAAAUAAAUAAAAUAAAUCUUAAAAAAAAAAAACAAACAAACAAACAAAAAAAAAACACGCAGGCCUCAAUUUUGGCCCUGUGAGACUGCGGACGAACGACCUCCAGAAAUAAAAGAGAAAAAAAAUUCGGUUUAAAGUCACUGGGUUUGCAAUCACUUGUUACAGACUCAGCUGGUCCCUGGGUUUAUGGGAUCUCACUCGGUGUGACAGGGGAGAGGGACACAGCAUUUGGUCCCCCACCCCCCACCAAAGAUCUGCUCCUUCCAGACCGCGGCUGCAGGGCGCAGGGCGCAGGGCGGUCAGACUGUCACCGUCACCGGUGCGAGGUCAGGAGCCAGGAGCAGAGCUGGAGUCUGGGCCGCGUCCCAUGUCAGAGGCCUUGCCACACGAGCGUGUCCUCGGCGCAGGAGCUCGGUGAGGCUCUGGCGGGGUGUCUGGGACGGUUCUCCCCACAGCCGCCCUCAGAGCUGACGUCCAUCUUCAGUUCCCCAUGGCAAGAACCAGGGCGGCCAGGCCUUCCGGGAGACCCCCCAGCAGUCCGCUCUCAAGUCUGCGUGGAGGUGGAGGGUCCGGCGUUCCAGGCCAGCAGCGGCAGGGCAGGCCCGCUGGGCACAGGCAGGUGCACGAGCAGCAUGAGGGAUGCCCAGGGGAGGCACUCGAGGCUCCGGGUGCGGUGCGGACCCAUGGCUGAGCCACAGGCCCCAUUGUGCUUCCUGGGAGAAAUUCCAAACAUGAGGACAGCCAGGCAGAGCUGCCCGGACGACUCCCACCAGCCGCCUGCUCUCCCUGCACUUCCGCCCCGCCCUGGCCUGGUGAUCUAUUUCUGCACCCGCUCAGGGCCACCUGCUGUCCUGAGUUCCUGCCAGCAUGCAGCUUGCCUCUGCCCGUCCUCCAUCCACCCCUUAGCCCUCUCCAGUGUCGCCCUUGGCCCUUUGGUCCCCUCUGGUUGUUGGCAACAUAGGUAACUAUGUUUUAGAACCCCAGUUGCUUGAAUGUUUAGUUAAUUUUUACUCUGAUUGAAUAAUGCACACACAUAAAUGGCUCCAAUGGUCCUGAAAACUAAUAAUGAGAAUCAGUAGUCUCCUGCCUUUUGCCUUUUUUUUUUUAAAGGUUUAUUUAUUUAUUUGCAAGUCAGAGUUACACAGAGGAGAGGCAGAGAGAGAGAGAGAGGUCUUCCAUCCGAUGGUUCACUCCCCAGCUGGCCACAACAGCCGGAGCUGCACCAAUCCGAAGCCAGGAGCCAGGAGCUUCUUCUGGGUCUCCCAAGUGGGUGCAGAGGCCAAGGACUUGGGCCAUCUUCCACUGCCUUCCCAGGCCACAGCAGAGAGCCAGAUUGGAAGAGGAACAGCUGGGUCUCCAACCAGCACCCCUAUGGCACCCAUAUGGGAUGCCAGUGCUUCAGGCUAGGGUGUUAACCCACUGUGCCACAGCGCCAGGCCCCUAGAAUCAGUAGUCUCCUGCCUUUUACCUUUUAACCCAUAAUCUUGCUCCUGGAUGCAACCAAUUUCCAUUUCUUUCUUUAAAAAUUAAUUUAAAAAUUUGUUGGAAAGUCAGUUACAGAGAGAGAAGGAGACUCAGGGGGUAGGGGGAGUGAGAGCGAGAGAGAGAGAGCUUCAGGCUGGUUCACUCCCCAGAUGGCCACAAUGGCCAGGGCUGGGCCAGACUGAAGCCAGGAGCCAGCAGCUCCAUCUGGGUCCCACAUGGGUGCAGGGGCCCAAACACGUGGACCAUCUUCUGCUGCUUUCCCAGGCACAUUAGCAGGGCACUGGAUCAGAAGUGGAGCAGCCGGGACUCUACAUUUUUUCUUCUGCUUGCUGCUUGUUAUUUAUUUGAGAGUUAGAGGGACAGAGAGCUCUCAUCUGCUGGUGUAGUCCCCAAAUGCCUGCAAUGACUGGGGCGGGUCUGGGGCCAAAGCAAGGAACCGGGAACUCGGUCCAGGGCUCCCACAGACCUGAGCCACCUCGGCUGCUGCCUCAGGUCUGCACUGGCGGGAAGCUGGAUCCGGGAGCGGAAGUGGGGGUUGAGCCCAGGGUCUGUGACAUGGAACGCAUGUGUCUGAGCCACCAGGCUGAACACCUGCCUCGGCCUCCUGUUCCCUGAUGUGCUCGUGUUGCUUUUGCCUUGCUGAUCAGUUUGCGGCGUUGUAAGAUUCUGGUAGGCACAGGGUCAGAGCCGCUCAGUCAUCACCAACCUCCCCUCCCCACCUCUCCGGAGUCCCCCGUAGUUGUAGCCAUAGUCCCUGCUUUCCUAUGUCCACUAAGUAGUUGUAGUUGUAGCCAUAGUCCCUGCUUUUCUAUGUCCACUAAGGGUUCAUGGAGGGAGGGGCUCGGAACCCUGCACCCAUUUUAGAGAAAGGGCCUUUGACCUGCUCCUGGGAGAUAACCCCGGCGCUGCCCGAUAAGAGCUUCUGUAGCAGCCGCCGCGGUCCGAGGUCCCGCAGUAGAGGGUCGACCUCUGGGGAGCCAUGGCCAGUCCUGUGGCCGCCGCUAAAGCCCUUGGACACCGGGCUCUGGUGGGCUUCCCUGGUUGGCCAGGUCUGCAUGUGCUGUCACUCACUGGCCCUGGAGGGAUGACGCACCCCACGUGGGGAGGCGGAGUGGGAGCCCUGUCUGGGGCUUCCUGGGGUCUGGGCGCUCUCAAGGGCUCCACCCCAUGUACCCGUCAUUAUUGCUCCUUGAACAAACAUGACAGCUUCCAAGUCCUGUGUGUCCUUCCCAUGAGCCAUCAACCUCUCCCUGCCCCCUCCCCCGUGCAGGGAUGAUCCUGACAGGGCCCAUCCUCCUGCGCCACGGCCAGGCUGACUGCCAGCUGCGGACCCGCGACACUGCCUGUGGUGCUUGUGACACAGCGGGGAGACUGGAGCGUGUGGCUAGCAAGAUAAAACUGUCAGCGCACACGGGCUGCCGGCACACCCACCUUCCUGCCGCUGCCGGCUCUCAUCUCUCCCAUCUCCGAGAGCUCUGCACCUGUCAAGGGCUGUGGUUUCCUGGCUGCGUUCCCGCCCCUCCUAGGGCCCAAGUGCCUGGAAAGACCCCCGGCCUCUGGGCCACGCGGGGACCCCACCCUUUACCCACACGCAGAGCAGAGGUUGAACGACGCCGGGCGAGCUGCCCGGGCUCUCUGCCUCUCACCACUCCGGCGCUGACCGGCAGAGUUGGUGGAUAGCGGUGAUCCCUCUCGGGCUGGGUCCGAGAGGAGAAAUGAACCAGCCCAGCCACUUGACUUCCAACUCCCGUGGGACCGCUUUGAGUGUCUAAAUACGAGUCAUGGCUUCCCAUUUUGCCCAGUUUUUUUGAAAAGUUUAGAUUGUUUACGUACAAGAACCUUUGUGCCUGUAGGUGACACAGUGGAACAUCAACUAUCUUAACUCCAUUUUAACGUACACCUAACGUGUUACCCACGAGGGCAGAAGACACAGAGAAGAGGGAGACUGGAGUAGAAGCCCCUGCGUGGCCCUGACCGUGCCCUGAAGAUGCCGUGACGCGUGUCCCCCGCCCAGGGUCGCAUGCCUGUUCGGGCACUGCUCCGCGUUCCAGUUCCCUCUGCGCCCCCAGAGCACGUCGGAGCUCUGUAGCAGUGAUUCUCAGAGUCCCGGGGUCGGCUCCAGUGCAGACUCCGCAGACUCCUAACCAAAGGGCACCCAGUUGCUGCUGGUCCCUGGGCCACAGCCGCAGCACGCUCUUCCCUGGCCGUCUCUGUGUCAGCGGAGGCGGAGCAGCUGUGGGUCUCGGAGCGCCGCCACGGGAAGUUUCUCGGAAGGCCAUUGGGAUGCUCCGUCUUCCCCUUGUUUCCUGUCGCUGUUUGGCCAGGGGCUCUGCGUGAUGUACCCACCUGUCUACCUGUUUGCUUUUUUGUUUUUUAUUUGAAAGUCAAAGUUACACAGAGAGAGAAGGAGAGGCAGAGAGAGAGAGAGAGAGAGAGAGAGAGAGAGAGAGAGAGGUCUUCCAUCCACUGGUUCACUCCCCAAAUGGCCGCAAAGGCCAGAACUGCGCCAAUCAGAAGCCAGGAGCCAGGAGCUUCUUCCGGAUCUCCCAUGGGUGCAGGAACCCAAGGACUUGGGCCAUCUUCUACUUCUUUCCCAGGCCAUAGCGGAGAGCUGGAUAGGAAGUGGAGCAGCCGGGACUCGAACCAGGGCCCAUAUGGGAUGCCAGCACUACAGGUGGUAGCUUUACCCACUAUGCCACUGCACCGGCCCCUACCCAUUUGCUUUCUUUCUUUUUUUUUUUUUUUAAGAUUUAUUUAUUUAUUUGAAAGAGUUACACAGAGAGAAGAGAGGUCUUCUGUCCAGUGUGGAGCCAGGAGCUUCUUCCUGCAAGGGACCAAGGACUUGGGCCAUCUUCUACUGCUUUCCCAGGCCAUAGCAGAGAGCUGGAUUGGAAGAGGAGAAGCCGGGACUAGAACCAGCGCCCAUAUGGAGCUGUUUGCCGAACGCGGUUGUUCCGGGGCGCGCUGCAGAGGACCAGCAGGUGGCGCCGUUUGUCUGCGAAUGCGCCCCGUCCCGGCUGCCUCCCGUGGGCUGCGCCGCUCCGCUCGGCCACCCCGAGACCCACUCCGGACCUCCCUGGAGAGCGCCCUCUGUGAACAGCGCAUCCAGCAGAGCCCACGUGUCCCCGGGCGCAGCCCUGAGCCCCACACAUUCCGCGUUUCCUCCCACGGAAGCGGCCCUCGCCUCCUUCGCAGACACUGGGUUUCCAGGAAGUGCGUCUCGGCACCAGGCAGCACCGUCCAUCGGAAGCGGCUCGUGGGCGCGCAGUGCGUUCUCGCAGGUGCAUCUUGGAGAUGCCCGUUUGACGGCUCGGAAUCCCCUCUAGAGACUGAGCCUCCGUCUCUGACCUGCAGCUCAUCCUGCCCUGUGUUGAUGUCACAGCUUCCCGAUGUGACUCCCGCCGUUUCCUCGUGUUUCCCUGGUUGUUGCAGCAGGAGCCCGGCUGCCAGACCUACUGCAGUCCGCACAGAGGAGGUUGGGAGAGCCAUUCUGCUGUUGGCAUGCAUCGCUGUCUUCCAAGCACCUAGGAGAAAUAUUUGGCACAUAGUGCAAAAAGUACCUGCUGAAUCCAGUACAGCAGGGGUUGGAAGAGGGCGAGAGUGAGCGAGCUGGGAAGGCUGGAGCCAGGAGCGCGGUCCAGGGCUCCCACACGGGCAGCGGAGACCCAGCUAUCGAGCCAUCACUGCUGCCUCCCAGGGUCUGCAUGAGCAGGAAGCAGAGCCAGGAGCUGGAGCUGGGGAUUGAACCCAGGCCCCCUGAGGUGGAUGCAUACAUCCCAGCCAGUGUCUUAACCAUUUGGCCAGAUGCCUUUAUUAAUAGGAGUCACAGCUCUGCCUGCGGUCAAAUGCUUUGUUGGCAAUCCUGGAUAGUCACUCCCACAGCAUUGCCCGGAAGACCGGGGUCUCGGGCGGCGCCAGGGAGAAUGCAGGGAGUGUAGGAUCUGGCGGGAAAACCACGCAUUCCGACGCCUACAGGUGCAGGUGCAGGUCCUGGGGGUGGGUACACGUGUGGCUGCAUCUUCAUCUCUAAUCCUCGGGGCUCCCUUGUCAUCUCUGACUCUCGCCCUUCUCAUCUAUAAAGUGGGUUUAAUAACAGUCUCUACCUUUUGGGGCAGCUGUGAGCAGUGGGUGAGACGUUAGCACAAGCUUUUUGGCUGUUUCUCCAGCCACCUCUUCCUGGUGAGGUCUGGAGCCGUGUCCUCAGCUGCAGGUGCUGUGGGCUGCGGUGGGUGGCAUCUCCCAGGGGCUCUAUCUCUUCAUGCGCGUGACUGCUUGCCCUUUGGCACACAUUCACAGCGUGGAAAACCAGCCGUCCUGGCCCAGCCCUGCGGAGGGCAGGCUCCGUGGGCAGGAGACGCUUCCUCUUCUGCCUCCUCGGAGCCAGGGGCCCCUCUGUGCUGGUCCCAGGUGAAGGUGGGAGAAGUCGCUCCCUCCCCACCAGGGGCCCGGGGCGGGAUUCCUGCUUCUCACUGGGACCAGCCUGGGAGCUGGCGACAAGGAUGCUGGGCCCAGUCCUGACGCUUUUGGUCAUCACAGUGCCAGCUCAGUUACUGGUGCGCGUUCUUGGUCACCGACUGUGCCGCACGUCUCCCAAAUCUCAUUCAAGGUCGUCUCCCAGCGCCGGAGUCGGGACCGUCUUCCAUAACAAGGGUAGAUGUUUCCGGUUUUGCCAAUCAUUGGUCUCUGUUCGAACUACUCGGCUCUGAUUCUGAACUUGCGAUAGCGUUUGAGUGGACCUGUCUUUGAAGAUGUGCACGUGCUAGCUUGCUGACUUGCUGGCACCCUCUAAUAAAAAGCGCCGGCCGAGAGCUAUCCGGCAGCACUCUUCGGGUGUAGAUGUCUGUGUUCUGUCUAUCCACUUGACAAACCCCACACAGGCAGAGCCAGGAUGUGUCCCAGAACCCACUGAUUGCAAAGCCCACGCUCCCAUGCACUGCCUCCGGCUGCGUUUCGCCUUUAUUUGUUCUGUGAAUUUCUCGUGGAAAGAGGGGGGCCUGGGAGUCAAGUCCAUGAUUUGCCACUCACGAGCUUGUGACCAAGGGCACGUCAAUCAUGUUCUCUGUUCCUCCCCCAAGGCACAGGGAAGCCAUGCUUCCCCCGCUGUGGGGUGACGGGAAGUUGUCAGUGUCAGACCCUGGUUGCUCUGGGUCCCCGAGGACAGAGAGACAAAUGACGGGUCCCCAACAUGCAAUACUAAGGGAUAUUCAAAGAGCAGUGACUGCACACUCACAUUCUUAGCUCGCGCGCGGUCACAGCAGUGAGCUGGUUUGGGCUGCAGGCUGGGGUGUGUGUGGCUUAGAGCCAGACUAAGGAUGGCUCCCUUUUGUGCAGGAUCCGCAAGCACCUGGAGGCCUUGGCUCCCCCCGGGCCGCCCCCCCCUUGGGCCUGUGCUGUCUGCCUCUGCACAGAGACCUUAAACCCAUUCCUCUACCUCCUGGGAGGCUCCUGUGUGCUGCUCCAGCGUCCUUCUGGGGUUUCUUCCUCUGCCCACAGCACCAGGCCUCCCGACUCCCCUGCGUGCUGUGUUACCAACCCUGGGCGAACUCGGGCACUCCCCGGGGGAUGUUGCCUCACGUGGGUCCCUUCCAGGAGCCACUGGAGUGGGGGCUGGGCUCCAGCUGCAGGCACUGCCCCCACCCCUGCCCCGGCCAGUGCCCACCUCCGUCCACCUGGGCUGCUGUGGGUGGCAUCUCCCAGUGGCUGUCUCUCUUCAUGGGCAUGGCUGCUUGCCAGAAAGCCCCUCCCUCUGUGGCCCCCAGUGGGCAGCCCUCACCAUAGUCCAGCUCCUGCCCAAAUGCCCCAGCUUCUGGCUUGCGGGAGACACCUGCUAGCCGCCCAGCCCAGGGCGUGGCCACAGCUCCCUCUCAUUACUGCAGCAUCCUGUGACCAGUGCCCAGGAUUUAAGUCCCUUCUUCUCAAAGCACCUAGAGUGGCCUCUGUCUUCCCAGCUGACCUUGACCAAUGUGGGAGGGUGGCAUGAUUUAGUCCAGCAGGUCCAGGAGGGCCUGGAGGAAGUGGCAGCAUUUGAUCUGAGAACUGGGCCUGGGAGAUCAGUGCCAUGGGGUCCAAAGGAAAAGCCGACGUAGUAAAGGAACGGGGGUUGGGGAGGGCAUGGGCAGUGUGGCUGUGCCUCUGAGAAAGUGAGGAUGCCAUGAGGGCGGGCGGAGGGGUUUGCAGGGCUGAAUCUGGGCUCUCAGUCCUUGGUGUGCACUUGAACCACCCGGAGACUCGUGUGGGUGCAGGUGCUCAGGCCUCACCCAGGACGCACUGGAGCAGACUUGUGGCCGGCGCUGGUGUGCUGAUCAUGGGUGGCCAGGUGGAGAACCCUGGAGCCAGCGAGGCCAUGGAUGCCAUGGUCCUUAUCUGACCACAGGAAGGCGCGAGGCCGCUGGGCACCCUGGGAAAGUGGGAGGGCCACCUGCAUGACCCAAGACUGUCCCUCCGCCAGCUUUUCCUGAUGCUCCACACACAAAACCCUCUUGUUGGACCCACCACUCUGCCUCCUGGUGAGUGGAGGCAGCUGUGCGCGCCCGCAGGGACCCAACUCGGCAGAACGAGGAUCCCGAUCUGCUUUUGACGUUUUGAGCGCCUUUGGCUGUUUUCAUCAGAAAUAUGAAAGAUGUGGAGUCAGAAUCUUUGGCCAGAGACCCACACCCCCAGAGUUGAAAGCCUUGGCAGUGCUUCCUCCAAACCAUGAAUGUCAAGUCCAGGAAGACAGACAGCUCUGGAGAGUUGGGGACCCAGAUCCUGCUAAGGGCUCACACUGCGUCUCAUCUCCACUACCUAGGGCUUUAAAAACCUGAGAUUCGCAAAUGCCCUGCCUAAAACUCAUCCUCACCCUUACUCCCAGGGCCACAGUUAUCAGGCUGAUGUCCCAAGGAUAAUCUUUUUACGAAGUUGAACCCACGCACUUUCGCUUCCCUCCUCUCUAAAUCCAGGUUCCUUGGUGUGCCUCCUGUAGGGGAGCUGGAAGGCCAUGCAAGAUCUGCUUUAGAAAGUUGGGGGAGGGAGGGAGGAGG
Oryctolagus cuniculus (rabbit) is the source of this 13721-nucleotide messenger RNA. Lineage: Eukaryota; Metazoa; Chordata; Mammalia; Lagomorpha; Leporidae. The record is from RefSeq and is a predicted model, not a curated record.